This is a messenger RNA of Symbiodinium sp. CCMP2592, 912 nucleotides long. The record is from the annotation of a GenBank genome assembly. Lineage: Eukaryota; Dinophyceae; Suessiales; Symbiodiniaceae.
AUGUCAGUGGCGCUGAAGCUUUUCUCCCAGAAAGUCGUGGUUCUCAGAAGGCCCUUUGCCUCCAGUACCUGGCAGCUCUUUGAGGACUGCGACCGCCGCUUCGCCCAGCUUCAGGAAGAGGCUCGGCGGGUCCUCGGAGACAUGGUGGACGGAGACGUGCAGAUCACCGGGGAGGUGGAUGGCCUGAGGAGUGUCGAUGUGCAGAUAGACAGCCGUGGGGUGGCAAUUGACUUCGCGCCGCCCAGCAGGGAGGUGAGUGGCCGGCCGCUGGUGGUGCUGGCCGACGGAAAGGAGGAGGAGUUCCUGCCGUGGGCCGAGGAGGUGCAUCCGUGUUCAUCAACCGAGGAGGAGAAGCAGAAGGAGGACGAAGAUGCAGAUGCAGCAGGCAAGAACUGGGAGAGGGCAGCCUCGAGAAUUCACAGGCAGGCAAAGAGAAGAGGAGUAAGGGUGGGUACGCCACUGGCUCGGCGUGAAGAUGGGAAGCCGGUGAAGGGACACUCCGUCUUCACUCUUCACCCGCGUCGGAAGGGCGACCUGGUGUUGUGCUACCGCGGGCAGGUGCUUCGCCGGCGAUGCCUGUUGAAAGGCAGUCGAGCCCAGCGGUUCCAUUUUGCCAUGGAUGCCGAGUGGGCCGUGGAUGGGGGCACCGGUGGACCCCGGCCCUACGCCGCGCACGUGGCCGCCUUUCUCAACAGCCCCGCAGGUUGCUUGGAUGAGUCCGGGGCCGCCCUGCAACCGAAUCUUCGGGUCCGCAUCGACCCAUCAGAGGGCUUGGGCCCACAUGCUCUGCAACUGCUGGCCGCCCGAGACAUCGAGGCGGGUGAGGAAUUGUGCUUCGACUACGGCGACAGCCACCAGCUUGAUGAUCUAAGCUCGGACUCGGAUGGCGAGGACGCAGAGCAGCACGCUUAA